This is a messenger RNA of Petromyzon marinus (sea lamprey), 2695 nucleotides long. It is a transcript of the gene MCAT, whose product is annotated as malonyl-CoA-acyl carrier protein transacylase. Gene Ontology annotation, molecular function: transferase activity. Lineage: Eukaryota; Metazoa; Chordata; Hyperoartia; Petromyzontiformes; Petromyzontidae. The record is from RefSeq and is a predicted model, not a curated record.
UUAUAGACGGCCCCUACAAAAAAAAUCGCGUUUCUCUCGCCGUAGUCGCUACACCUUUGACCUUUCCACCUCUGCCCCCUCACAAUGCUUAUGAACUCCGCGUGAACGCACCACCAGACAACAACAACACAACUGCUGUUAUUAUUACUACCAACUCGUAAACUCCGCGCGCGCACAAACACAAACACUUAGCAACCUCGUGAACAAAUGAGAGCGAGAUUUAACAAAAACCAACAACAGUGAACCAUCCUCCCGAGAUUGAAUACUAAUAACGAGGACGACGACGACAAUAUUAGAUUAACAUUUUAGUAAACACUUAUUUGUGUUUUAUACAUACACAUAUAUAUAGAGAGAGAGGCAGAGGAGGAAGGGUGGUGAGGUGAAGCGAGAGAGUCGUGCCCGGUUCGCAGAGGCCUGCAGUAGGCCCAAGGGUGGCUGAGGCGAAUUUUUAAAAGACACCAAAAAAAAGGUUCGUCUGUCCGUCGAGUCGCCGCAUAUCACGAUGACGACCGCUCCCCGGCUUCUGCUGAUGUCUGGGAGAGUUCGCUCCAUCGUGAGCAGAUUGCCCAGGGGCAUUGGGCAAGAUCAUAUGGCACAGAUGUCGUCAUCGUCUUCGUCGUCGUCGUCGUCACCACCACCGUCGUCAUUACCAUCGUCACAGCCACCGUCAUAUUCCAGUGGGCUUCGUGGAUCCCCGGGCGGCGUUGAUGUCAAAGCUCUGCUUCAGGAGGAGGACACGGCGGAGGAUGGCAGCGUCCGCGAUGACAAGCACGAGAGCUCGGUGCUGCUCUUCCCGGGCCAGGGCAGCCAGUUCGUGGGCAUGGCUGCGUCGCUGGUGGAGAGGCACGAGCGGGCGCGGGCGCUGUUCGACGCGGCGCGGCGCGUCCUCGGCUACGACCUGCUGGCGCUGUGCCUCGACGGGCCGGCCGAGCAGCUGAACCGCACGCUGCACUGCCAGCCCGCCGUGUUCGUCACGUCGCUCGCAGCGCUCGAGGCGCUGCACGAGGACGAGCCGGAGGCAAUAGAGAACUGCAAGGUGGCUGCGGGCUUCAGUGUGGGAGAGUUUGCUGCGCUGGUCUUUGCCGGUGCCAUGGACUUCAGCGAAGCCCUGUACUGCGUGCAGAAGCGUGCGGAGGCCAUGGAGGCUGCGAGCUCGCGGGGCCCCCCCCACGGCAUGCUGUCGGUGUCGGCGCGCCACGCCUUCCGCCCCACCGCCGCGUGCCAAGAGGCGCGCGAGCACUGCCUCUCCCACUGCCUCUCCGCCACCGCGGCCGGCACGGCCGAGCGGGUCGCCGAACCCGUGUGCCUCGUCGCCUCCUACCUGUGCCCCGACGUGCGCGUCCUGGCAGGCCACGUGCAGGCGCUGGAGUUCGUGCAGCGGCACGCGCGGCGCCUGCACGUGGUGCGCACGCGCCGUCUCCCCGUGAGCGGCGCCUUCCACACGCCGCUCAUGGCACCCGCCCAGGAAGCGUUGGCUCAGGCGCUGGGCCGCGUCACCGUGCGGAAGCCCAGCGUCCGCGUCUACUCCAACGUCACCGCGCACCCGUACACCUCCGUGGGGCAGGUGCGCAACCUCCUCGUCCGUCAGCUGGUGGAGCCGGUCCUGUGGGAGCAGACGAUGCACGCCGUGUUCGACCGGCGGGACCGACUCGACGCGGGCGACGAGCCGGAGCCCCGGCGAGGUUCAAAGGGCGGCGACAGCGACGGCGGCGGCGGCGGCCCCCGCCGCUUUCCGCGGGUGUACGAGGCCGGCCCCGGGAAGCAGCUGGGAUCGGCGCUGCGAGCCUGCAACGCCAAGGCGUGGUCGCGAUACCGGGCCGUGGACGUGGGGCCGAGGAAUGAUUCGCGGGCGGAGGAGGAGGAGUGAUCGUCGGGCGGGGAGGGGUGGUCGCAGAACGUGGAACUUCGGCGCGGCGACGCGCGUGUCCGGUCUGGGGUAUCGACCUAUGCUCCACCCCCCCCACCCCGCCACCGCCAGGGCAUUAUUGACAUUGUAAGGUCGCACUCGUUACACUACAAAGCGCUUGCCGCAAAUUAACCACCGAUAGAUGCCUCGCCGAUCUCGUCAAGGGGCGCGAACCAUCAAUCAAGCGAAGUCCGGUCAUCAUCAUCGCAGCGGCGGCGGCGGCGGCCGCGGCUUUUGGCUGGCCACGGAACAGAGGCGGUGGUCACCUCACCGCACCGCGCGACGCUUUCAGAUGUGUUUCUGCGGCCGUCUGGAACGCGCUUCCUUCCGAUAAUAGGAGCCACUGGAGCUAUGCACUUCAAACCGAGAUUGAAAAUGUGUAUCUUUACAACUGCUUUUUGUGCUUAGUUUGGUGUCGCACGGUUGGCUACGUGCGAAAGAAGUUCAACAUGAAAUUCAAACAUUUUAAUCGGGGAUUGAUUUCUCGCGGGAAUAGUUACAUUUUCUAGACCUCCACCCCAACCACGCACCACAGCGACUGCGUGAGGGGAGUGUUUACACACUACCCACGCGCACUUGUGUGCGAUUAUACGAUAUACAAUGCGCCUGCACACACGUAACUUACACAGCACUUGCCGCAACAGUUCAAGGCCAUACGGUUUGAGCGGCAAUGCUCCUCGCUCACGCCGCAGACAUGGGGUUGACUUGUACGAACUUCGCGAGUCUUAGCGGCUAUGAAUUCAAAAGUUUUAAAAGUCCGAGAAUAAAAUAUAUAUAUUUUAUUUAAGA